Lactuca saligna is the source of this 2038-nucleotide messenger RNA. The record is from the annotation of a GenBank genome assembly. Lineage: Eukaryota; Viridiplantae; Streptophyta; Magnoliopsida; Asterales; Asteraceae.
AUGGCUCUAACUGUAAAAACCAUUAUCCAAUUCCCAAUUUUCGCUCCACCACCGUCUAACCACCACCACAACCACCGUCCGGCCACCGAAAUCCGCUUCUCGCGGUGGAACAACGCCAACGCACAGAAAUUCAUCCGCCAUGACCUUACUCAGAAAGAAACGGAAGACCAACUACGUUUCCACAAACGCUUCGAGUCCGCCGGAAGAAUUGCCAAUCUCCAACCCACCAACACCACGCCGCCACCAUUCAAGUCCACCGGGACGCCCUCAGCACCUUCCCGCCCUUCAAUUCCAGCAUUCCAGCGAAUUGUACGGCUUAGAAAAAUUCCUAAUCAAAUCGAAGAUGAAACCGGUAUAAAAGUCGGUGACAACGGACUCUCAUACAUAAUUCCUGAAGCCCCUUUUGAGUUUCAAUAUAGUUAUACAGAAACCCCCAAAGUUAAACCCAUAAAACUCCGAGAGCCACCAAUAGCACCAUUUGGUCCGGGAACCAUGCCGCGGCCUUGGACCGGGAAAAAGCCGCUGCCACCGGGCAAGAAGAAGAUUGAAUUUGAUUCCUUUACUUUGCCUCCACCUCAUAAGAAGGGGGUUAAGCCAGUUCAAGCUCCAGGUCCGUUUUUACCCGGGUCGGGUCCUAAGUAUGUACAAUCAAGAGAAGAGGUGUUGGGGGAGCCAUUGUCUAAGGAGGAAAUUGAUGCUCUUAUUAAAGGAUGUUUAAAAUCAGAUAGACAAUUGAAUAUGGGUAGAGAUGGUUUGACACACAAUAUGUUGGACAAUAUUCAUGCUCAUUGGAAACGAAAGAGGGUUUGCAAAAUCAAAUGCAAAGGUGUAUGCACAGUUGACAUGGACAAUGUACGCCAACAACUUGAGGAAAAAACAGGAGGGAAAAUAAUAUAUAGCAAAGGAGGAGUUAUAUAUCUUUUCAGGGGUAGAAAUUAUAAUUACAAAACUCGCCCUAUUUUUCCUCUUAUGUUAUGGAAACCCAUUACCCCUGUCUACCCUCGGUUAAUCCAACGGGUCCCAGAGGGGCUAACACUUGAAGAAGCAAAUGAAAUGCGCAAAAAAGGACGCGAAUUAACCCCAAUAUGCAAGCUUGGGAAAAAUGGGGUUUAUUGUGACCUUGUUAAAAAUGUUAGAGAGGCAUUCGAAGCAUGUGAUAUUGUAAGAAUAAAUUGUGAAGGAAUGAAUGGGAGUGAUUAUCGAAGGAUUGGUGCAAAAUUAAAGGAUCUUGUCCCGUGUGUCUUGAUUUCAUUCGAGCACGAACACAUCCUCAUGUGGAGAGGUCGAUCUUGGAAAUCAAUGUUCACACAAGAAAACGAGCCCCAUGAAGUAAACAAUUCCAAUUCCAAUUCCAAUUCCGAUUCCAAUUCCGAUCUUAAAGAUUCCAUUGUACCAUCUCUAGAAUCAUCACCCGAAAGUGUAACAAAAGAAGAGUGCGAUAAAACCGAAAUCAUAAUUUCUACAGCCGAGAACAUUGAAGACGAGACAAAAUCGUCACCUACUAUAUCCGAAAAUAACAAUCAAGAAUGUUUAGAGGGAGUGGUAUCACUCUUAAAGCAGGCAGUACAAGACGGAAUUGCAACCGUUCUUGAUGAUUCCUGUUUGGAUGCCGAUGCGGUGUAUGCAAAGGCAGUUGCGUUUGCGGAAUCCGCGAUUCCGGGGCCGGCUUUUAGACACCAUCGGGUUAAGAAGACGGGAAUCGAGACAACGGAAAGCAAUGGAGAAGAGGUCGGAUUAGCGGUUUCCGAAGUUAAAGAAGGUGAGAAAGGUAAGAAAACUAAUUCUAGGACUAGAAAGAAGGAUUUGAAGGAUAAUUAUUUAGACGUGGUCCCACAAGCUACACUUAGAGUGGAUGAAUUGGCUAAGCUUCUAGGUUAAGAUUAUGUGCUCUUAUUGUAUUGGGUAUAUAUAUGUUCAAGAUUCUUGUAUUAUAUUUUUUUUUUUGUUGUUUCUUUUCAUUGGUAUUUUAAUAUAGUUAUCCAACCAUAACAUUAUUUAUUACAAGUUUGAGUAAUCUAAGUGAUUGCUACACAUAAUG